This is a messenger RNA of Seriola aureovittata, 834 nucleotides long. RefSeq lists its product as uncharacterized. Lineage: Eukaryota; Metazoa; Chordata; Actinopteri; Carangiformes; Carangidae. The record is from RefSeq and is a predicted model, not a curated record. Bases 1 to 834 code for a protein of 277 amino acids. The transcript has a single exon.
AUGAGUUUGAACAGAUCCAGCACAUGGCAGCAGCAGCAGCAGCAGCAGCAGCAGCAGCAGCAGCAGCAGCAGCAGCAGCAGCUCCAGCAGCAGCAGCAGCAGCAGCAGCUCCAGCAGCAGCAGCAGCAGCAGCAGCAGCAGCAGCUGCAGCAGCUCCAGCAGCAGCAGCAGCAGCAGCAGCAGCAGCAGCAGCAGCAGCAGCAGCAGCAGCAGCAGCAUCAGCAGCAGCAGCAGCAGCAGCAGCAGCAGCAGCAGCAGCUGCAGCAGCAGCAGCAGCUCCAGCAGCAGCAGCAGCAGCAGCAGCAGCAGCAGCAGCAGCUGCAGCAGCAGCAGCAGCUCCAGCAGCAGCAGCAGCAGCAGCAGCAGCAGCAGCAGCAGCAGCUCCAGCAGCAGCAGCAGCAGCAGCAGCAGCAGCAGCAGCUCCAGCAGCAGCAGCAGCAGCAGCAGCAGCAGCAGCUGCAGCAGCUGCAGCAGCAGCAGCAGCAGCAGCAGCAGCAGCUGCAGCAGCAGCAGCAGCAGCAGCAGCAGCAGCUCCAGCAGCAGCAGCAGCAGCAGCUGCAGCAGCAGCAGCAGCAGCAGCAGCAGCAGCAGCAGCAGCAGCAGCAGCAGCUGCAGCAGCAGCAGCAGCAGCAGCAGCAGCUGCAGCAGCAGCAGCAGCAGCUGCAGCAGCAGCAGCAGCAGCAGCAGCAGCUGCAGCAGCUGCAGCAGCAGCAGCAGCAGCAGCAGCAGCAGCAGCAGCAGCAGCAGCAGCAGCAGCAGCAGCAGCAGCAGCAGCAUUUAGCAGUGAUUCCAUCAGUGUUUCAUCAACAUGCAACUGAUACAGUUUCACAAUAA